AUGUUUCAAAUAUCACCUACCCACACACAUCUUCGUACAAUCACUAAUCACAUCCACCACACUGGCUCGUCACUCAUCAAACGUUUCCCGCAGUGGGGGAACCGUUUCAACACCAUCAUCAUCAUCAAGCCAUCGCAGAAACGGUCAACCAUAAAAACAACGGCACCUACUCUAGCUUCGAUGCCGGACGCGCCUUCUUCUCCGUCCUACAAUUCCCGUGCCCUGCCCUUUUACUCCAUCUCUAGUUACCAAAAUCCCGUCUCUUGUCUCGGGUAUCACGACCACCACGACCACGCACCACACCCAAUCACACCCAAUCAAGUCAUCCGAUUCCCACCACCAUCUGGCGCCAUCUUGACUUCCCUUUCCUUCUCUCCCGCUUUUUCUGUCCUCCACUCUCCCUCCUGCCAUCAAUCGGCACAUCAUCUCCAAGCCCGGAAGAAACAAGAACGAACCUCUCUAUGGCCAGCCCCUCCCUUCUCCCCCUUCCAACAACCAGCAUCCCGGUCUGGAAGCCUUCUAGAAAACCGCACUACCAGGGGGCCUGCGUGA
Messenger RNA from Cordyceps militaris CM01, 552 nucleotides. RefSeq lists its product as uncharacterized. The record is from RefSeq and is a predicted model, not a curated record. NCBI's taxonomy places the organism in Eukaryota, Fungi, Ascomycota, Sordariomycetes, Hypocreales, Cordycipitaceae. Bases 1 to 552 code for a protein of 183 amino acids. The transcript has a single exon.